Capsaspora owczarzaki ATCC 30864 is the source of this 1102-nucleotide messenger RNA. RefSeq lists its product as hypothetical. The coding region runs from base 27 to 902 and encodes 291 amino acids. The transcript has a single exon. NCBI's taxonomy places the organism in Eukaryota, Filasterea, Ministeriida, Capsasporidae. The record is from RefSeq and is a predicted model, not a curated record.
CUGCGUUUCUCAGUCAACAACAAAAAAUGUCGACCAACCACCAGCCAGCGCUCACUCACAUCUCGCCUGACCCAGUGCUCAAAAUCCUCGAGAAGCCCACCUUCGGACUGACGCUCGUCGCAUUGUACCCAUGUCCGUCCGAGCUGCGCAGUGCAUACGAGUCGUUCGCGGCCAAAUUGCAGGCGGAGCUGCCAGCCGAGCGCGACGGCGCCGUCGUUUACAACGCAAGCAACCUGCACUGCACGAUCGCAAGCGUGGCAGUCUUCAUGGACAAUCCAUGGACGCACCAGAGUGCUGCAGACCGCCAGCGCGUGGUGGACAAGUGGAUUGGCACAAUCACUCGAGCGGUCGAGCGAGCGCGCGCAGCCGUGCGCCAGAGCGGGCAGGCAUUCGGUCCCAUCCAGCUCACCAUAGACCGACCCCGCUUGUCGCCUGCAGCAGGGUUUUUCUGGGAGUCCGAGACCGGAGGGACGAGCACGAUCAGUGCGAUUCGCCGCGAGCUGGCAGACAUUAUUCGGAGCGAAGGCGUUUGCAUUGCGCCGCCUGCAGGAGGUCUGCCAAGCAUCCCGCAAGAUCCCUCCGUGCUCGAAGCGAUGCGUGCCGGGCGGCGUGGCGGCGGUCACCCACUGCAAGGCCCGCCGCUGCCCGCCGAUGCGGCGCUUGUCGAUCUCACCGCGGACGGCCAGACGGCCAUUCCGAACAUCAUCCACAGCACGUUCAUGCGCUUCCGAAAGGCGCCCGAGCGCACUCCCGGCGAGAUCCAGGCCGACUUUGAGCGACUGGCCGACCAAUGGACCCCGCUGACCAUUCCAAUCUCCCAGAUUACGCUUGUUCUCGAAGAUCGGCCGUACAUGCAUAUUCAGCACGAUAGCUCUCACAUCAUGGCUACCUGGGAUUUAUGAGCUUCAGAGUGGUCGAGUCUGGUAUCUGGGGUGUGCUUUUGUUUUGCGUUGCAGACCUUUUGUUUCCCUGAACCUUGCCAUCACCAGCUAGGCGUUCGUCAGACGAGCAUAGCUACGCAGUGUGCGCUUUACUUCCCCCCCCCCCACUUUGUGCUGCAACAGUAAUGUCCCCUCCAAAUUCAAUCCGACUUUCACUCCCU